Entamoeba invadens IP1 is the source of this 483-nucleotide messenger RNA. RefSeq lists its product as hypothetical. The record is from RefSeq and is a predicted model, not a curated record. The coding region runs from base 1 to 483 and encodes 160 amino acids. Gene Ontology annotation, molecular function: acyltransferase activity, transferring groups other than amino-acyl groups. The transcript has a single exon. Lineage: Eukaryota; Evosea; Mastigamoebida; Endamoebidae.
AUGGAAGAGAUUUCAUGUCAUCCUUUUGAAAUCUCGCAAAUCCAGCGACUUGCCCAAAUUUGCUUUCGAGACACUUACAAAGCGAUAUUGUCCCCAACGCAAAUGGAGUACAUGAUUGACUGGAUGUAUAGUGACUCUUCUUUAAAACGACAGAUAACUGAGGGGUGUGUUUAUACUCUCUUUCAAAAGAACAACACCGACGUUGGCUAUAUUUCAGUUCAAAAAAUAGGAGACGUCUGUCACCUCCACAAAAUCUAUUUAGACCCAAAAGAACACAAAAACGGGAUUGGAAAAGUCAUGAUGAAUUGUGUCAAGUCAUGGGCCACUCAAAACUAUUGCAAAACUAUUAUUUUAAACGUUAAUAGAUUUAAUAAAACAAUCGGGUUCUAUCAGAAAAUGGGAUUCGUCGUGAUCAGACAAGAAGACAACGAGAUUGGAAACGGAUUUUAUAUGAACGAUUUUGUCAUGGAAUUUGUGUGCUAA